Molecule: messenger RNA, 2721 nt
Organism: Pestalotiopsis fici W106-1
Lineage: Eukaryota; Fungi; Ascomycota; Sordariomycetes; Amphisphaeriales; Sporocadaceae
Exons: 3
Coding region: 1-2721 (906 amino acids)
Molecular function (GO): protein dimerization activity
Source: RefSeq, a predicted model, not a curated record
AUGGAUUCACCCACGCCUUCAGUAACACCUUCUUCACCUACUUCGUCUGUUGCAUCGACGCCAACACCACUCAACCAUGAGCCUGAAUCGUUCCCUGAUUAUUCUAUUUGGACACCAGAUCGCUUUGCAGCUUUUCCAGGCCUAGGACUAUACCAUGAGCCUAAGAAAGAACUCAAAUGGUGGAAGUAUGGUUUUCGACUCAAGGACCCCCAACGGCCGUUGAAGCUACAGCAGAUCUGGGUGUGCGAGGCGUGUCUUCUUGUAAAAAAGAAAACCGCAUUCGUGGCCAGUGGCAGUAGAUCUAUAGAGAAGCAUCUCAAAGAAAAUCACAGGGUGGCAGAAAAGGGGAAGAAUGCACCUACGUCUACGCCGUCUUCACAACGUACGCUUGACUCCAUGGUCGACUUUUCACAACCACAGCAGCAGGCACUCCACGGGCAGCUCGCGAUUCGCUUUAAUAAGGCGCUGAAUAACCUUUUGAUUUUGGACUGGCUUUGUUGUUCAAAUUUGCCGUUCAGGAUCGUAGACAACUCUCGCUGGCGCCGUCAACAGCUGUACAACAACCCGAUACUAAACGAGCAAGACCUACCACAUUCGAAGACCAUCGUCCGCUUACUCCUGGCCGAGUACAAGCGAGCAGUACCCCAGAUCAAGAGCUUUCUACGAACGGCACGUAGUCAAAUCCAUCUUACUUUUGAUGGCUGGACCUCGAGAAAGUUUGUCUCGUUUAUUGGAGUGCAUGCUCAUUUUGUGGACAAAGACUUCAGGAAAUGGACCAUAUUAUUAGGUCUUCCUGCCCUGAUCAAGCGUCACACGGGGUCUGACGUCGCUGACGAGGUUCUAGCGGUAAUCCGCUUCUUCGAGAUCGAGGAUUUGAUAGGCUACUGCACCUUGGAUAACGAGUCGAAGAACAAGACGACUAUGGCAAAGAUUGGUGAAGAACUUGGUUUCGAUGGUGUUGAUCGGCAGAUAAGCUGUGCUCCGCACGCCUUGCAACUCGCCGUUCGUGCCUUGCUUUAUGGAGAUGGGUGUAAACGGCUGCCGCUUGAUCAAGUAUUGGAAACCUGGCUUCAGGAAGAAUUUGCUGAUGAGCGUCAAGAAAACGACGCUUUGGAGCGUGCUUUUGGCGCUGUGGCCGUGAAUCUGGAGGAAGAGGAGCAGGAGGAGGAAGAGGAAAACGACAAUAAUCUUAAUCAGCAGGAUUUAACUAGCGAAGAUGGUAACGGUAACGAUUCUUCGGAUACUGGCAGUUUUUCCGACGGUAGCGAGUCUGAUGUUGAAGACGAGGCUGGGGUAUCUGAAGCUGAAGUUGAAGCUUUAACCAGCGCUUUUGAUUACCUUACGCCAAACCAGAUCACCACCAAGACCAUGACAAAGUACCACAAGAAUGGCCCGUUUGGCAAGCUUCACAAUCAUGGCAACUGCUUUCACAAAAGUAGUCAGCUCGUCGGCGCCCUCCGCCAGAUUCAGCGCGAUCUCGACCCUCAAGCAACAGUCAAGGAAUGGAUCCAAAAUAAUGCAACGCGGUGGCAAAGCGACGAGGCCAUGGCGGCGCGCGCCUUGGAGCUGAAGCAGGUAAUCAACCGGCUGCAUCAGAAUUUGACAGAUCACUGGGAAGGUGCUGGGUCGAAGCAGGGUGAUAAGCCACCAAUCCUUGAAUUUAGAUUGGGUCCCCAGGAUUGGCGAGUGGUUGAAGCAAUUCAGAAAAUCCUCCAGCCAUUCAAAGUCGCUUCGAAAAAGCUUCAGGGCAACGGACCUGCUGGUGCGCUUGAUCAGUAUUUUCCGCAGAUGGAAUACCUACUUCUUCAUCUGGAGGACUGCGCUGCUGGCAACUGCUAUUCUGAGAGGAUUGAUCCUGAAAACCCUGCUGGAGAUCCCAUCCCAGAGAACGUAAAGCUGUUCGCGAAUCUGAGUAACCAGCAACGCCGCUUCUUAAAGGCUUACAUCAAGGUAGGCCUUUGGAAACUACAACAUUACUAUGACAAGCUUGUCAACUUGGCCUAUGCUGCCGCCGUAGUCUUCAACCCCAAUAUGAAGAUGGCUGGAUUGCAAGGCAUUUUUGAUGCUGAGCCUCAGCGGCAACAGCAAUCUUGGCGAGACCACUACCUUGGCCAGUUGAGGACGAGAUGGACUGAGAACUAUAAGACUCGACCGUCGUCUAGCUCCGAUGCACCAACCCCUGCCAACCAACAGCCAGUACUCACAAUGCUUCAACGCCGGAAGCGAUUUUACCAAGCCGACGCCGCCAGCGAGGUCCCUGAUUCACAAGGAACACAAGACACGCAGCAAACGGCUAAGAGGAGGAAAGGUAAAAAGGCAACGCCAAUUAGACUUGAAGAUACGCCAGACGACGAGCUUGAACAAUACCUGGCAGCGCCUAUCAACGACCUAUCGGCCUACUUCGACGACCCAGUGGGCUGGUGGCGGGACGUUUGCGCCAGGCGUUUCCCAACGUUAUCCUAUAUGGCAGUGGACUACCUUUCCAUCCCUUCAGCCCAAGCAGAAACUGAGCGCCAAUUCAACAGCGUGGGUGAAAUGGUAUCAGCCAAAAGAACUCACCUUGCUCGUCACGUUAUUGGCGCAAGCCAAUCUAUCAGGUCUUGGAGUAAAGUGGGCGUGUAUAAGCCUGAAUUACCGCUUGAUCUGCUAGAUAAGCUACCGAAUACGGCAUUGGAUUACGAUACUACACGUGAGCUGGUUGACUGGGCGCGACGGCGCUGA